Pollicipes pollicipes is the source of this 2469-nucleotide messenger RNA. Its product is annotated as mitochondrial glutamate carrier 1. Gene Ontology annotation, molecular function: L-glutamate transmembrane transporter activity; L-aspartate transmembrane transporter activity. Gene Ontology annotation, biological process: aspartate transmembrane transport; L-glutamate transmembrane transport; malate-aspartate shuttle. The coding region runs from base 116 to 1066 and encodes 316 amino acids. The record is from RefSeq and is a predicted model, not a curated record. Lineage: Eukaryota; Metazoa; Arthropoda; Thecostraca; Pollicipedomorpha; Pollicipedidae. The transcript is spliced from 8 exons.
GAGCCCGUGGUCAGAACAUCAUUGAUGAUAUUGGGUACUAUGGACCAUGCCUUUUAAGCAGUUUUAAGCAGACUUUUGCUUCUUUUAUUAAGCUCUGGCCAUCUAAUCCAGCAACAUGACAGCAGGAAAAGCUAGUGAAGCUCCUAAGCAUUUCAAGUUGGUACCAAAGAUAGUCAAUGGAGGCAUUGCUGGCAUCAUUGGUGUCACCUGUGUCUUCCCGUUGGACUUAGUCAAGACACGGCUGCAAAACCAAAAAAUUGGCCCAAAUGGAGAGCGAAUGUACAACUCAAUGUUCGAUUGCUUUAAGAAGACGUACCGGGCCGAGGGCUACUUCGGCAUGUACCGCGGCUCAGCCGUCAACAUCGUGCUCAUCACGCCCGAGAAGGCCAUUAAGCUGGCGGCCAACGACUUCUUCCGCUACCGAUACGCCAACAAACAGGGGAAGCUGACGCUGCUGCGAGAGAUGGCGGCCGGUGGCAGUGCCGGCUUCUGCCAGAUCAUCGUGACCACGCCAAUGGAGCUGCUGAAGAUCCAGUUGCAGGACUCGGGACGCGUCGCCGCCAUGGCCAAGGCCGCCGGGAAGGGCGAGGCGGCGCCGCGCGUCUCGGCGCGUCAGAUCACGCUAGACCUGCUGCGCACGCGCGGUAUCACCGGCCUGUAUCGGGGCACGGCCGCCACCAUGCUCAGGGACGUCUCCUUCAGCUGCGUCUACUUCCCGCUGUUCGCCCACCUGAAUGCGCUGGGACCGCGCAAGGGUGACGGCUCAGGCGAGGCGGUGUUCUGGUGUUCAUUCCUGUCCGGCUGCGCCGCCGGUUCGCUGUCGGCGCUGGCCGUCAACCCGUUCGAUGUGGUGAAGACCCGGCUGCAGGUCAUCAACAAGGGCCAGGGCGACGCCGUGUACUCGGGCAUCGCCGAUGCUUUCGUCAAGAUCAUGAAGCAGGAGGGCGUGCGGGCCUUCUUCAAGGGCGGCGCCUGUCGUAUGAUCGUCAUAGCGCCGCUGUUCGGCAUCGCCCAGAUGGUCUACUACUUCGGCGUGGCCGAGGCACUGUUGGGCUAUGAACGCUAGUGGAGGCCUAGUCUCGAUUGUCGUUCGCGGGGGUUUGGUGAGGCCGCUACAAGCCGGCGGCGAGCCGCCCCACCCCGGUCCCGGGUGUAGCCGCGUUAACAUCCUUAGACACGAUGUUGUUUUAAAAAUGGUGUGUGUGUCCGUGUGUGUGUAUGUGGAGGUGGAAGGCGGCGAGGAUGGGUCCUUGCGCCGAUCCAUGAGUGCGCUGGCGUUCGUGUAAAACUACACCUAAGUCAGAAGGCAUGGCCCAUGGAUCGCGUCUUUUUGCCCUGUCCGUAGGUCCCGUUGUUAGUGCUGUGUGCCAUUUUCCUUUGACAGCAAAACUUGGUUUUAUUUUGUUAUAUUAUUUUUUGGUGCGAAGCUCUAAAACAAGCAAUUUUCUUGAACGCGUGGUUUCGUACAUGACGCGAAUGAAUAGUUGACCUCCCUGUCGCAGGGGAACAUUGUCAGCGUUAGAGAUUUACAAUGUCAAAGCAUUACUCAGUGAACUUACCUGCCUAACGCUAGUUUUCUCUAAUGGUGGGCACUUCAUGCCGUGGAUAGAGCAUCCGUUACUUUGGUGUUCUGGUGCAUUAGUUGCUGUGGAACGCCAGUGUUUCUGAGGUCGCAACGUAUCAUUACGCCCCAGAUGUGUGAAAUUGUGCUCCAGAGGUAAAACUAUGCCAUUGAUGUAUAACAUUACGCCCACCUCACAGGAGGCAGACCCCCGCCCCCUCGGCCAGGCUUAGGUUGCUAGUUACACCCCACCCAAGGCCGCCGCGGCCACCUGCUAUGCGAUUCCCAGGUAGUGCGGUGUCCGUUUGCCCGUGUGUUUGGCUGUUCGAUGUGAGAGUAGUCUGUGAUGUGGGCGGCGGCGCCAGCGCCAGCCGCUCUGUUCUCGUCGAGAUCUGGCUUCCAGCUGUCCCUGUGACGGCGUCGGUGGGGAGAGGCCGCCCAGGCUCCGAGUGGCUCCAGACGCGGGCGCUGUGCGCUUGGAAGUCCUCGUGUGCGGCGAAUGCUGUCUCGCGAGCGCCGUCGACGUAAUCUCGAGACUUCUCGUCUUCGCGGUUCUUGUGGCUAUCUUUUUAUAGCCACAGCGUUGGUUGUGGUGCUAACGGUCGAGGCGCCGAGAGGUCUCUGAACGCAUUUAGUAUUUUUUUCUGGACUCGUACCAGCCACCGGUGCUGAUUACUGACGUGUGGCACAGAACAAAUGAAUGGUGUAAUAGUGACACGAAGACGUCGGGACGUCUGAUGUUCACCAGUUGUAUUAACAUUUGCUCAACACUGAAACCAGCCGCCGGAUGUACACACGCGUGCAAUUAAUUUGCUUACGGACCCUCGGUGCGUGGUACCGGGCUCUCCGUGUGCGCCCCAGCAAUCACCACCGACCACUUUAUCGGAAUACAAGCGCCACUAAUCGCC